Messenger RNA from Homarus americanus (American lobster), 603 nucleotides. RefSeq names its product protein FAM200A-like. NCBI's taxonomy places the organism in Eukaryota, Metazoa, Arthropoda, Malacostraca, Decapoda, Nephropidae. Bases 1 to 603 code for a protein of 200 amino acids. The transcript has a single exon. The record is from RefSeq and is a predicted model, not a curated record.
AUGAUUGGUCGUCAACGUGGUUUCAUCGCACAUUUAAAGAAUGAAGCGCCGGACAUCUUUGCUAUUCAUUGUGUUGUUCAUCGGCAGCAUUUGGUUGCCAAACAUCUCAGUGAUAGACUACAUAAAUCUUUACAAGUUGUCACCAAUGCUGUGAAUAAAAUCAAGGCUCACUCAAUGAAUGACUGCUUGUUCGGCAGCUUUGCCAUACCAGUGAAGAAGAGUUUGAACGUCUACUCCUGCAUAAGGACGUUAGGUGACCAAAAAUUAUGUAGUGAGGUAGAAACAAGGAGAACUGAUGUGGCAUAUCUCUCAGACAUUUUUGACAAUUUAAGUGAGAUCAACAUUAAAUUACAAGGAAAGAAAAUGAAUAUCAUAAAAGCAAAAGGAAUUAUCAUGGGUUUCAUCAGUAUGUUAACUUUGUUUAAGAAUAACCUUGGGCGCCAUGAACUCUACCAGGCAAUGAUGGAGGUUGAAGACAAACUGUGUGAUAAUGAUGUGGAAACCUAUUGCUCUCAUCUUGAAGCUCUUAAGGAAGAUAUGCUGACAAAAUUUUUAGUCCUCAGUCAACUCAGUGAACUGACUGGGUUAUUAAGCCGUUUUUGA